Dinoponera quadriceps is the source of this 1700-nucleotide messenger RNA. It is a transcript of the gene Taf11, whose product is annotated as transcription initiation factor TFIID subunit 11. The coding region runs from base 110 to 826 and encodes 238 amino acids. The record is from RefSeq and is a predicted model, not a curated record. NCBI's taxonomy places the organism in Eukaryota, Metazoa, Arthropoda, Insecta, Hymenoptera, Formicidae. Gene Ontology annotation, cellular component: nucleus; transcription factor TFIID complex. Gene Ontology annotation, molecular function: transcription coactivator activity; protein heterodimerization activity. Gene Ontology annotation, biological process: transcription initiation at RNA polymerase II promoter; RNA polymerase II preinitiation complex assembly. The transcript is spliced from 6 exons.
UGACGUCACUGUUGAGUCUGGAACAGCUGUUCUAAACAGUAGUGUACGUUGUCGUGCGAACAAUAUCCAUUGACAAAGUUUAAUUUGAUAUUAGUGACGGAGAGUUACAAUGGAAAAUAUCUUUGGGAAGGAAGAUUCUGGAAAUGAAAGCGAACAUAAUGAUGUUGAUGAUGACAAAGAUAACCCCUUACAAAAUUCAGCGUCCAAAGAUAUCGAGGUUAUGGAUAUUGAUAGUUUGCAAGUUAAGGCAGAAUCUGACGCAAUGAGUUCUCGGUCACAGUCAGACACGGAAGAUAUGCCAUUGAAUUCUAUAACUCCAAUUAUAGAAGAUCAAAUAGAAAUUAUAAAGCACGAAAUUGAAACGAAAGAGGAAGAACAAACUCCCGAGGAUAUAUUCGGUAACGAUAUCAUAUUACCACGUGCGAAGCCAAUUAGUUCUAAAGAAAGAAGAGAGAGUAAGGAAAAGAGCAAAAAGGAACUAGAAGAAGAGGAACGAGAAAAGAUGCAGGUGUUAGUAUCCAACUUCACUGAGGAUCAAUUGGAUAGGUAUGAGAUGUACAGACGUGCUGCAUUUCCAAAAGCAGCUAUAAAGAGGAUCAUGCAAACUAUAACGGGUUGUUCAGUGUCCCAGAAUGUUGUUAUAGCUAUGUCAGGAAUUGCCAAAGUAUUCGUUGGUGAGAUCGUCGAAGAAGCUUUGGACGUUAUGGAACGUCACGAUGAAACCGGUCCAUUACAGCCAAAGCAUCUGCGAGAGGCUGUCCGCCGGUUGAGGCUGCAAGGCCAGAUACCAAAUGGUCGAGCACACAAAGCUUUUUUCAGACUCUAAUGUCAGUCAUAGUCGGACAUUGUCGACAUGUUAGUACAAUGCUUCUCUUAUAGAAGCCUAUCGGUGUUAGAAUCUGUUAACAUUGUGUGCGUAUACAAAAUAUCGUUAGCAGUCAGGCUCAGACUUUACAUGUUAAACCUACCACCUCUGCCUAUCAUGCUCAAAUUACGUACAGACAUCUGUACUUGACUGUAAGUCGACAUUUAUUAAUAUUAUAUAAACUAUUAUAUUUUAUUAAGUAUAUCGGUUUAUGCUUUGAUCUCCAAGUAGAAUAAGCCGAACAUAGUUACACGUCUAUUUUUAUAUUACAUGCACAUUUUAUUGACACAUGAAUUUUAAAUAUCCCUGGAACUUUUAAAGUACAUGUAUAAAGUAAAUAGGAAAGGGGGUAAUCGUGAUCAUUAUAUAUAUAUUUAAUUGCAAAUUAUGCAUAUAUGAGGAAUAUAUGCAACGUUACAUAUAACAUGUGUAACACGUGAAUACGUAUUUUGGUAGUUACUCAUAAAAAAACAUGUGAUAGUAUUUUAAUAUAUCAUUUAUAAUAUUUAUACUGUAUAUUUUAAAUUAACAAUUAAUGUAAUAUGUUAUAUCAUCUCAUUGUACUUGUUUGUCUCAUCAUAGGAUUAUUAAUAUCCUGUUUUAUAUAAACAUCUCUCCUUUUUACAAAGUUUAUAGCUGAUCUAUCAAAAUGUACAUCUUCCUGGAAUUCCUGAUAUAUAAUUAUGAUAAAUCUAAGAAUAUUAAUCGUUAUAUUGUAAACACAGUUGAAUUAUGCAUUGAAAUCUAGACAAUCUAAAAGCAAACGAAAAAAAAAAAAAAUGGAAAUAUCGUUGUAAAGACGAAAAACUUUAGAUGUAGAAUAAAUACAAUAGUC